Molecule: messenger RNA, 1833 nt
Organism: Colletotrichum destructivum
Lineage: Eukaryota; Fungi; Ascomycota; Sordariomycetes; Glomerellales; Glomerellaceae
Product: Putative oxoglutarate/iron-dependent dioxygenase
Exons: 3
Coding region: 1-1521 (506 amino acids)
Source: RefSeq, a predicted model, not a curated record
AUGGCUCCAACAUUGACUUCUCUGGCUCAAGAGAUCUCCGCCAGCAUAUCGAACGCGCGAGAGCUGCCCAUUGGCACCUUUGCUUGUGGGGGUGAGAUUCCAAUCUACGCCUCCCCCGAGCAAGUCAAGGAGGCGCACGACAAGGCUUCGGCAGGAAGCCCAGACGGGACCGCGUCUGGCCCCGUCGUCCUUCGCUGGGAUGCACCCAGAGACUCUGUUGACUCGGAACCCGCCAAGGUUGUUUUCCCAGUGUCAUCGGAAGAGGACUCCAAGGGCUUCGAAAAGCUUCUACGAGACUCUUCUCCGGCCACAUUCGGUCUAGAGGGGCAGCAUGUCCUGGACGAGACAUACCGCAAGGCUCAGAAGCUGUACGCCUCAGCCUUCUCGACGAGCUUUAACCCAUACGAGCCGGGCAUCAUUGACACCUGGACCAUCCGCGCCGAGCUGUACAGCCUGAAUAUCUACUCUGGGCCAUCGGGGAAGUUCAAGGCUCACGUCGACACUCCUCGUUCCACAUACCAGAUCGGCUCUUUGGUUGCCUGUCUGCCUAUGAGCCACAAAGAUGGCGAGCUUGCCGUUCGACACGAUGGAAAGACCUAUACGUUUGACUGGUCGGACAAGACUGCCAACGAGGCGCAGCCAUCGAUCAAGUGGGCAGCUUUCUACAGCGAUUGUGAGCACGAAGUCUUCGAGGUUACAAAGGGACACCGCGUUACUCUCACAUAUAACUUGUACGCCACGCGCGGUAACUGUUUCCUCCCGAGUCAAUCGGCAUUAGACCCAACUUCCCUGCCCCUCUAUCGCCAGGUCAAGAAUCUUAUCUCGUCAGAGCGGUUCCAAAGCAAAGGUAGGUUAAUUGGCCCCACAAUGUGCACAAUGUGCUUCUUUCUGCUCUCAUGUACAUGUUCUGACAUCGCCCAGAUCGUGUCCUUGGCUAUUACAGCACACAUGCCUGAUCCCCACACGGAGAAGAAAACGGGUUUGCCGUUCUGCCUCAAGGGUAUCGACAUGGCCAUGUACGAAGCUUUCAGAGCCACGGGAUUGACUGUAAGGCUCUGCGCUGUUGUUGACAAUCCAUACAGCGGCUGGUACGGAAGGCGAGCCUGGGAUAGAGACUUGCAAGAGUUCUCGGACAGUGAGUCGACUGAGAAGCAAGGUGGCGUGACGGCCGUAAAGCCGAAACUCGACCGCCGUAAUUACAGGUAUAUGUACGAUUCAGAUGAGGUCAACGAUGAUGUGGGCGAUGACGCCAAGGAUGUACCGUCUCAGUUGAUCAGACCCAUUUGUCCUCUGAUCAGCGCCGGCAUGUGCGAAGGACCGGACGACUUGGAGCAGACGUUCGAGAACUUCGGCGACCGUAUCGACUAUAAGAAGGUGUUUUGGCUGAACAAGAAGAACAAGGGAAAUAAAAAACUUCAGUUUAAUUGCAUUGCAUACGGGAACGAACCGGAGACUCGCGAGAAGUAUUCUCAAUUUGCCCUUAUAGUUGAAGCGCCUGCGAAGGAGCUGGUAACAGACUAGAGCGCCAAUCUAGAACGUCUGGUUUUGUUCUGGGCACACGAAGAAGAUGCUUGAGAACGCAUGUUACUACAAAAGCAUGUGGCUGUGGCUGGAGUAUCGUUGGGAAGAAAGGAUUUUCUGGACAGGAUAGAAAAUGCAUCGCCUAGCUUUUUCUUGCGUUGUUUAUGCCAAAAUACUUUCGAGUUAUCAGUGCCGCAAAGAAUGCCACUCUCAGAUCGAAUCAUACUGGCGUAUUUCUGUUUCAAUAGUGUUCAAGAUGACCAGAUAAAGAUCCAGAUUCCAUUGUAAAUCAUCAAAUGUACUCGCAGAACU